CCUCGCUUCGCCUAUGAGUACCGUAUUCCUGCAGCUGCCCUCGCCGCGCCCUCGCCUCUCGGCUCUCGGCUGCAGUGCCCCGCCGGCGGCCGACAACUACCAAAUCUGCGUCCGGCGGGUAUGCCUCCACUGCUGGUAACCUUCCCGCCAAUGAAGAUGGCUCCUGUCCGCGCCCUCGCCGUGCUCGCUGCCGCGGUCAUCUCGGCGCUACCUGCGCGUGGAGAUUCUGCGCAGGUGACGCCCGUGCAGAAGGUGGUGCAGCUGCUCGAGAACAUGCUGGCGCAGGGGAAGAAGGAGAAGCACGACGAGCAGGUGCAGUUCGCUGCUUAUCCAGGCAGUUCUGCGACGACACCAGCGUGGAAAAGCAGAGGUCCAUCAAGGAGGCGAAUGCCAAGAUCGAGGUGUUGAAGGCAGACAUCGAGAAAUACCUCGCUGACGCGAAGCAGCUCAGCACGGAGAUUGCCGCGCACGAGGCAGACAUCGCCGCCUGGGACGGGGACAUGAAGGCCGCGAGGAAGGUCCGGGAGCUGGAGAAGGCCGACUACGACGCCCUGCACAAGGACUACUCGGAGUCGGUGGAUGCCCUGGAGCGCGCCAUCCAGGUCCUCAAGAAGCAGGCCUACGACCGCAAGCAUGCGUCCUUCGCGCAGGUGGCGAAGCUGAAGACGCUGAACCUGAUCCCGGCCAAGGCGAAGAGGGCCCUCGACGCCUUCCUGCAGGAGGACCCCGACGAGGGCCUCGCCGUCAGCGCCCCAGAGGCUGCCGGCUACGAGUUCCAGUCGCACGGCAUCAUCGAAAUGCUGGAGAAGCUGCUGGACAAGUUCGUGGGCGAGAGGACAGGAAUCGAGAAGGAGGAGAUGAACGCUCACCACCAGUUCGAGAUGCUGGUGCAGGACCUCACGGCGCAGACCGAGCAGGCGACGACGGACAAGGGGGAGAAGACGGAGUCCAAGGCCAAGAAGCUGCAGGCCAAGGCGGAGGCGGAGGGCGAGCUCACCGACACCACCGCCACGCGGGACGAGGACAAGAAGUACCUGGACGACCUCACCGCCACCUGCGACCAGAAGGCGCGCGACUUCGAGUCGCGCCAGCAGCUGCGCGCGGAGGAGAUCGUGGCCGUCCAGAAGGGCGCACGGUCCAUGGGCCAGUGA
Molecule: messenger RNA, 1151 nt
Organism: Prorocentrum cordatum
Lineage: Eukaryota; Dinophyceae; Prorocentrales; Prorocentraceae
Source: the annotation of a GenBank genome assembly